AGUGGGCGGGGCAAAGGAUCUGUCUGAGACGGCGAGGAGUGAUUGGAACCUUCUUACCCCUCCCUCCUCUUCCCCUUGCCUUCCCGGGAAAGGCUGGGACCCGGCCUCGGGCUGUUCGGUGGCCGUUGCGGCCUCAGCUCCAACCCAGCCCUGGUACAGGAGUCUUGAUAGCGUCCAGGGCGUGUGCGUCUGACUGUGACAGCACAUCCCUUCCUUGGUGAUGGAACUUGUCACUGGGGAGGAGGACGAAGUCGGAGAGUAGCCAGCAAGAUGGGUUUCUCAGACAAGUGCCUGAGUGGGACUGAGUGGAAGCAUCAGGGGCGUGGAGCCUUGUGAACAGGGAAUCUACCCCCCAACAUUUGGAAGGUGCUGGGGAUUGAACCCAAGGCCCGGCACAUGCUAGGUCUCAGUGACGUCCCAUGGCCUUCAGGAAGUUUCCUCACAUUGAGACUUUUUGUGCCGACACUGUUGCUUGCUGCUUCAGGCUUGUAUCCUGACAUUCACUCCCUGUACCACUUAGGACCUGGGUUUCAGUGAUGAGACAUGGGGUAUGAUGUAACCCGUUUCCAGGGGGAUGUUGAUGAAGACCUUAUCUGCCCUAUUUGCAGUGGAGUCUUGGAGGAGCCAGUACAGGCCCCUCACUGUGAGCACGCCUUCUGCAAUGCCUGUAUCACUCAGUGGUUCUCUCAGCAGCAGACGUGUCCCGUGGACCGUAGCGUCGUGACAGUCGCCCACCUCCGCCCAGUGCCCCGGAUCAUGCGGAACAUGCUGUCAAAGUUGCAGAUUGCCUGUGACAACGCUGUGUUUGGUUGCAGUGCCGUUGUCCGGCUUGAUAACCUCAUGUCUCACCUUAGCGACUGUGAGCACAAUCCGAAGCGGCCUGUGACCUGUGAACAGGGCUGCGGCCUGGAGAUGCCCAAAGAUGAGCUGCCAAACCACAACUGCAUUAAGCACUUGCGUUCUGUGGUGCAGCAGCAGCAGACACGAAUCGCAGAGCUGGAGAAGACAUCAGCUGAACACAAACAUCAGCUGGCGGAGCAGAAGCGAGACAUCCAGCUGCUAAAGGCAUACAUGCGUGCAAUCCGCAGUGUCAACCCCAACCUUCAAAACCUGGAGGAGACCAUUGAAUACAACGAGAUUCUAGAAUGGGUGAACUCACUGCAGCCAGCCAGAGUGACCCGCUGGGGAGGGAUGAUCUCCACCCCCGAUGCUGUGCUCCAGGCUGUGAUCAAGCGCUCCCUAGUGGAAAGUGGCUGUCCUGCCUCUAUUGUCAAUGAGCUGAUCGAAAAUGCUCAUGAACGCAGCUGGCCUCAGGGUUUGGCCACACUAGAAACGAGACAGAUGAACCGGCGCUUUUAUGAGAACUAUGUGGCUAAGCGCAUCCCUGGCAAGCAGGCUGUUGUGGUGAUGGCCUGUGAGAACCAGCAUAUGGGAGACGACAUGGUGCAGGAGCCAGGCCUGGUCAUGAUAUUUGCGCAUGGCGUGGAGGAGAUAUAGGGGAGCUUGACUGGCUGUCAGGAGGAGAUGAAAAUCUGAAAACCCUGUCAUUCCAGCAGCUGGGCCCUGAGUCCUCCCUGUUUUUUCCUUAAGGCAGAGCCACAAAUCCCCCUGCUUUUCGGCACUGAAGAGCACUGGGACGCUUUGCUCAGCCUUCAGGGAGGAAACCUAGAUUCCUGUCUUUUGCCAUAUUUUUUCUCCUAAAAUGUCUGUAAAUUCUGUCUAGAGGGAAUGUCCCCACUUUUGUAUUUUCCUGCCAAGAGCCCAUGGUUCCAGAUAUUUGCAGAAAGCACAAAAAGAUUUGUUUUCCCUAGGGCUCAAGGUGGAGUGAGGAAUCUAAUCAUCCCUCUCCUGCAAAACCAGGGAAUCAGACCUAUUGACUCUUAAGUGUCAUUUAGAGGGCAGCUCUGGGGAGUAGACAUCCAGAAGAAAUGGUAAGGGUGAAACCAAAACCCUAGAAGUAAACAGGCCAUUCAUUGGCCAUCUCUUGAGGGAAGCCUGGAUCUCUGUGCCAAGCACUCCCUCUGCAGCCCACCGUAAGGUGCAGCACCCACCGAGACUGCAGGUGCACAGGUUGGGAUGCUGAAAGUUCUGGGUGAGCUCUUUCUUCCUAUACCUUCCUAAUGGGGGAAUGACAGGGCUAGGGGUGGGAGUUAGGUUGUUGGGUUCAUAUGUUCAACAAGAAGCUGCUUUCAGGCUUUUGCCGAAAUAGAGUAGUCGGGCUGGGGAUUUAGCUCAGUGGCAUAAGCGCCUGCCUUGCAAGCAGGCAGUCCUGAGUUCAAUCCCCGGUACCAAUAAAAAGACAAAAAAAAAAAAAAAAAAAAAGAAAUAGAAUAGUCACUGCCUUUUGUGGCACACCAACAAAAGUUUCAUAGACCUCCCUCUCCAGCCCUGUGAUUGUAGUUAUUUUGUAGUUAUUUUGAUAAUUUCCUUUGGCUGUUGUGUGUCUGUAUUUCACAAACUCAAUCUGUUUUCUACCUUUUUUUUUUUUUUUUUUUUUUAAGAAUGGCCUUGUCAGGGCUUACCCCAUAUUCUAGCCCAGCUACAUUGUUGACAUUUUAAUUUAUUUACUUUUUUUUUAAGAAAUGAAAAAGAAAAAAAGUCAAAAUUUAAA
Cavia porcellus (domestic guinea pig) is the source of this 2611-nucleotide messenger RNA. RefSeq names its product ring finger protein 41 (gene Rnf41). Gene Ontology annotation, molecular function: ubiquitin protein ligase activity; zinc ion binding. Gene Ontology annotation, biological process: protein ubiquitination. Lineage: Eukaryota; Metazoa; Chordata; Mammalia; Rodentia; Caviidae. Gene Ontology annotation, cellular component: endoplasmic reticulum tubular network. The record is from RefSeq and is a predicted model, not a curated record. The transcript has 9 exons. Bases 544 to 1497 code for a protein of 317 amino acids.